CUCUCGACAGUUUCGUUCCAUUCGAAAUUUCGAAAUUGUUCUUUAUUAUAGAACGCAAAACCGAAUGAAAAUGGAGAAAUGCGUUUAUCAAUCUUCUUUGAAAAGUCCCACUCUCGGAUAUUUUGCUUUGAUUUGUUUUCUUGGAGCUGCAUCAACAUGUGUGUUCAGAAAGUUCAAAUUUUUAAGCAACUUUGUAAAAGUUUCUUAUGGAGUGAUUACUGCAAUAAUAACAAUGCAUUUCAAUGAACAAAAAUUAGAAACUUUUGAAAUUCAGUAUUGGUAUUUAUUAUUUAUCCAGUAUUUCUAUAUACCUAUAUAUGUAUUUUGUUCGGCAAUAUCGUUUCAGCCUUACAUAUUUCAUAAAGUAUUCAAGCAAUGCAUGAUUUUAGGCAUCGGCGGAACUUUUAUUGUCAUUGUCAUGACUUUAGUUACUGCUCAAGUAUUUUUAUUUGAAAGGAAUUUAUCACAACUGAUUUUAUCUUCUAUUAUUGCAAUAAUCCUAAAUAUUUUAUCAAGCAAAGAUACGAUGGACCUUCUGAUGCAUUUUGGUGCAGCAGAAUGUUUAUAUACUUUGGCAACUGGAGAAGUAUUUUUCAAUAGGCUUUUUAGUUUGAUUGCAUACGAUAUAUUAUUAACUGGUCAAAGAGUUUAUAAUUGUAGUAGUGAACAAUAUACAAUUUUAACCAUGAUUUCCACAACACUGAGCCCAAUAUUUGGAUAUAUCUUUGGCAAAAUUUCACUUUAUUUUUUAUUAAACUGUACUCUCAAUACUUCUGCAAUUGUAAUCGCCUUGUGUAUGAUUAUCAUCUCGUCAGUUGCAAACUUAACAAAAAUUUUAUUCAACGCACUUGCAAUUGGUAGUUUUGCACUUACCAUUAUAUCAGAAAAAUUACUCUUUGAAAAGAAAACAAUUUCCUCAAUAGAAAUAUUUUUAAAAGCUACAGUUUUUCAAGUGGAAACAAUUGCUUUAAUUCAUAUGGGUAUACUUUUGUAUUCAUCAUUCUUGUUCUUAAAGAAUAAUCAUGAGUCAAGUGAAGCAAUAUGGAUUCAACCUUUGCUUAUAUAUUUCUGUUUAAUUAUUUACAGAUCAAUUGUUGUUAUUGUAAUGAAACCGAUUCUACAAAAACUUGGUUAUGGAUUUAGCUGGCAGUUUUGUGGUAUUAUUAUAUUUUCACGAUUCAAUGAUGUUAUAGCAAUUUUUUUGCUAUUGCAUUUUAAUGAACUUAAAAUCAUCAAUGAAGUUAUUUACAAUAAGAUUUUGAUACAAACAAUUCUCUUAAUUGUACUGUCACAAUUUCUGAAUUAUUUUGGCUUAAAGUUCUCAAUUUCAUUGAUUGGUAUUGAUACAAUUUCUUAUGCAAGGAAAGCUUCUAUGACUUAUGCUAUAAAACUCUUAAACAAUAUUAUCACAUCAUCAAAGAAUAUUUAUAAAAGAGAUCCUCUAUAUGCUUCAGUGUCAUGGGAGUUUGUUGAAAUAGAUACAACCAUUCAUAAUCCUUAUGAAACAACAACACAGACUUCUCAGAUAACUGAGUUACCAAUAAAUACGCAAAUUUAUAUACUUUCAAGACAGUGCCCAAAAUGCCAAGAAGCUGACAUACAAGAAAAUAUUAAAAAUUUUAAAAGAGUUAAAUUACAAUCUGAAAAACUUAAAAAAUUUCAAGAUCUUCAAGCAGAAAUAUAUACACGGAGUACCAAAUCUGCAAAAAAAACUAGAGUGAGAAAGAGACAAUAAAAUACUUCAAAUUGGACUUUGUUGUACAAGAACAAAUAAACAAUGUAAGUUCUAAGAUUAACCAUUUUCAGUUGGGAUCAGAAUUCAGUGUCAUAUUAAACAUCGAUGCUUGACCUCUUUGCCUGGCUGGUCUUGAUUUAUGCUUGAAAACAGGUAUAGCCUAAUCAAAAUUAUGGAUGAGGGAUCAAGAUCAAUUCAGAUGGUUGAUUGAGUGACAAACAGAUACAAGCCUGUGUCUCAAGGACACAAGGUCCUUUUUCUCAAAGUUUUACUUUUUGUUGUUAUUUUGACAGGUUCUUUUCUAAAUGUAUUGCAUUCAAUCAUCCUCCAUAGUCUCCCACAAAGGUCCAUGUCUCUUCCUGGAGAUGUACUGGCAAAUGUUCAACUCUAACACCCUAUAUUUUCUCUCUUGGCAACAUCGGAUGUUACAAGGCAUAACUUCAGAUCACCAAGGAAAUCUGAACUCACGUUGUCGCAGACUUUCUUGAUGCCUGAUGUCAUACUGCAAAUUGAAGUUUGGCAUAAGAUCUGGAUAUUAAUCCGUCCAGAACUUCAGUGAAGCAUCCAUCUUCCUUUCAAUGCUAUCCAUGUUGGCUGCUCACAUUAUAGACUUUUGUCCAGGGCUUAUUCUUCCUAUGGGGGGGUCAGUUUAAAAAGUGACUGUUAUAUAAAUCAGGGAACCCAUGGAAAAUUGUAAGAAUUCAUUCCUUUAAUAAAAUGGUUUCCCAUAGAAUUGGUAUCUUUGUCUAAGUUGACAAACCACUCUACAUAUGUCACUGACUCCUUGGCAUUCCGAAUGGUCUGAAUUUUCUAAAAGAAUGUUGGUUAUGCUAUCAUAACAUGAUAUUAGGCCAUGAACACCUUCACAGAGUCUUCACAUUUUUAUAUGUGGACAUAUUCUCAUUUCUGAAUUUAUAUUGACUCUUGGAAAGAUUGUUGAGGUAUUUUACAUUUGAAUCAUAAUUUAGAAAUCAUUUCUUUAAGUUCAUUUAAUUAGACAGCUUAUCAAUAAGAGUUAGGAAACAUAUAUAGCAAACUGCAAAAAUAGAUAUACACAUAUUAACGUUUGUUUAUUUGUUUUUAUAAAUAAAUUUUUAUCCAUGAUACCAUCAGCACAUUCAGAAGUAUUUUUGGUGAGAACUUGCUUUCAUACAUACGAACAUAUGUGUAUAUUUUGCUUUUAAUACAUUAAAAUAAAUUGAAUAUUAACAGAAAUUUUUUGAUUAUUUCAUAU
Messenger RNA from Centruroides sculpturatus (bark scorpion), 2969 nucleotides. Its product is annotated as sodium/hydrogen exchanger 10-like. Bases 65 to 1735 code for a protein of 556 amino acids. NCBI's taxonomy places the organism in Eukaryota, Metazoa, Arthropoda, Arachnida, Scorpiones, Buthidae. The record is from RefSeq and is a predicted model, not a curated record. The transcript is spliced from 11 exons.